AUAUACAUAAAAAAAAAAAAAAGAGCUGUAAUUGAGAAUUGAUGCCAUCGUCAACUGCGGCGAAAGACUGGGGUGCAGAAGACCGGAAGAGAAAAGAGGGCGAUAAGCUUUGGGUGAAUCGUUGGCAACUUUGGCAGCUAACGCGAAAUGGGACUGAGCAAGAGAGACAAGAAAAGCAGCUCCACUUCAACGUCGCCUUGUGCCCAUCUACGAGCUGCUUACCACAAUUGCUUUAACAGGUGGUACUCCGAGAAAUUUGUGAAGGGUCAGUGGGAUAAAGAGGAAUGUAUUUCUGAGUGGCAAAAAUAUAGAGCUUGUCUCUCUGAACAUUUGGAUGACAAGCAUCUAAGUCGCUUCUUGGAGGCUGAAGGCCCUGUUGGUUAUGUUUUUCAAGAGGACAGUGGAAACCCAGUUGAGAAUACUGCUAAAUAGUGGCAAAGAGGCAAUCAACAUAUACCAUUUGUUAAAGCUGGUUGCAAGUAACAACCAUCCUCAGUUGUAGAUAUUAAUGAUACAGCUACUCGCAUGAAACUAGUUAGUUUUUGCUUAAAUUGCCCUGAGGAGUAGUUUAGUUGUUUCCUUUUAUAGUGAGGAUUUUGGUAGAUAAGAACUUGAUAGAGAAGGUGAAAAAAUCAAGCCCAGUGUCGAAGUACUUGUUAAGAUAGUUGAAUUUGUUGGUUCUGAUGCAGAAAAACUCAAUUGGUAUUGAUUGUGACAAGGAAAUUCAUUUGAUAUUUUUAAUUGACCAACAUGAAUUUUGAUGCAGAAGUUGAUUUUGCUGAAAUUCAUGAUAAGCCUUAUUAUUUCCAUUCUUAUAUAUCA
Molecule: messenger RNA, 822 nt
Organism: Theobroma umbraticum
Lineage: Eukaryota; Viridiplantae; Streptophyta; Magnoliopsida; Malvales; Malvaceae
Product: protein phosphatase
Biological process (GO): phospholipid translocation
Cellular component (GO): mitochondrial intermembrane space; nucleus; cytosol
Molecular function (GO): phosphatidic acid transfer activity
Source: RefSeq, a predicted model, not a curated record